This is a messenger RNA of Maniola jurtina (meadow brown), 692 nucleotides long. RefSeq names its product 39S ribosomal protein L20, mitochondrial (gene mRpL20). Lineage: Eukaryota; Metazoa; Arthropoda; Insecta; Lepidoptera; Nymphalidae. Gene Ontology annotation, biological process: translation; ribosomal large subunit assembly. Gene Ontology annotation, cellular component: ribosome. Bases 166 to 642 code for a protein of 158 amino acids. The transcript has 2 exons. Gene Ontology annotation, molecular function: rRNA binding; structural constituent of ribosome. The record is from RefSeq and is a predicted model, not a curated record.
UAUCAAAUUGUCAUCCAAUCCAACUUCAAAAAUUUUUUUUGGUGGUAGUCGCCAGACUUUAUUAUUAUUCAAUUAAUAAUUAUCUGGGUUAUAAAUUAACAACUGUUACAAUUUACAUUUUGUUUACUGUAACCGCAAAGAAAUCGUCACAACUCAUAGGUGACUAUGGUUUUCCUAACUAUUGCCAAUCUAAUAAGAGUCCGUGGGCCAGAUGAGUUUUGGAGGAAGAGGAAAAUUUUCAGGUUAGCUGCACAUUUUAUUGGCCGUCGCAGAAAUUGUUAUUCAGUGGCAGUCCGUAACGUACAUCGUGCUUUAACAUAUUCUACGAAAGCUCGGCGAUUAAAGAAACAAGAUAUGAAAGAUCUUUGGGACACCCGUAUAACAGCAGCAUGUGAACAGCAUAAUAUUACAGCAUUUUCUUUGAGAGAGGGUUUGGAACGUGCCAAUGUCAUGUUAGAUCGGAAGUCAUUGUCUGACUUAGCCGCUUGGGAACCGAAGACAUUCGAAAGUUUAGCUGCAGUUGCCAGUCAAAAACUGUACCUCGAUGGAUUUUUUGAUGGAACUGACAAGAAGGCACCUACGGGAAAACACUUGGACCUUAACAAUGUUAUUUUAGAUGAUUGGCUUAAAGAAAAGAAAUAAUUCUUUUAAUACUAUAUUAAUAAAUCAUAGUAAAUAGUUUUAGCAAUGUU